AUGAGGAAAGUACCCUGGGGCCAUUGCCUCAUCGGUGGGGACAGGGAGGAGGAUAAGAGACACUGGGCACGCUGGCCCAAGCAGUGGGAUUCAUCCAUGGAGUAUCAUUCGGUGCCAGGCUCCGCUGCUGGUAGUCGGGAAUCUGCUUUUGUACAUGCCAUCUCCUCUGCUGGAGUUGUUUUUGCCAUCACCAGGGCUUGUAGUCAAGGGGAGCUGAAAUCCUGUUCCUGUGAUCCCCAGAAGAAAGGGUCUGCCAAGGACAGCAAGGGCCAUUUUGACUGGGGUGGCUGCAGCGACAACAUUGACUAUGGUGUUAAAUUUGCCAGAGCCUUUGUGGAUGCUAAAGAACGGAAAGGCAAAGAUGCAAGAGCACUGAUGAACCUUCACAACAACAGAGCUGGAAGGAAGGCCGUGAAGCGGUUUUUGAAACAGGAGUGCAAAUGUCACGGUGUGAGUGGAUCAUGCACUCUAAGGACCUGUUGGCUGGCCAUGGCAGACUUUAGGAAAACAGGAGAUUAUCUGUGGAAGAAAUACAAUGGAGCGAUUCAGGUGGUCAUGAAUCAAGAUGGCACGGGUUUCACUGUGGCUAAUAAGAGAUUUAAGAAGCCAACUAAGAAUGACCUGGUAUACUUUGAAAGCUCUCCAGACUACUGUGUCAGGGACAGGGAUGUAGGGUCCCUCGGGACAGCUGGUCGGGUUUGUAACCAAACCUCCCGCGGCAUGGACAGCUGUGAAGUGAUGUGCUGCGGGAGAGGCUACGACACCUCCCGCGUCAGCAGAAUGACAAAAUGCGAGUGCAAAUUCCACUGGUGUUGUGCUGUGCGCUGCCAGGACUGCCUGGAAGUGGUAGAUAUUCACACCUGCAAAGCACCAAAGAGUGCUGGCUGGAUCUCCCGGACAUGAUGCAUGAGCUACUGAUGCUUGAGGACCACAGCCUUCGCCCUUCCUGGUCCGUGCAGGGAACGC
Molecule: messenger RNA, 966 nt
Organism: Tauraco erythrolophus (red-crested turaco)
Lineage: Eukaryota; Metazoa; Chordata; Aves; Musophagiformes; Musophagidae
Source: RefSeq, a predicted model, not a curated record